This is a messenger RNA of Danio aesculapii, 1868 nucleotides long. RefSeq names its product E74-like factor 3 (ets domain transcription factor, epithelial-specific) (gene elf3). Gene Ontology annotation, cellular component: nucleus. Bases 112 to 1245 code for a protein of 377 amino acids. Gene Ontology annotation, molecular function: sequence-specific DNA binding; DNA-binding transcription factor activity, RNA polymerase II-specific. Gene Ontology annotation, biological process: cell differentiation; regulation of transcription by RNA polymerase II. Lineage: Eukaryota; Metazoa; Chordata; Actinopteri; Cypriniformes; Danionidae. The transcript has 9 exons. The record is from RefSeq and is a predicted model, not a curated record.
CGCUCAAUGCUGAAGACAAUCUCUCACUGACUGGAUUAUUACUGAACCAACUCUCACACUAGGAUUUUAUCUGGAAACCGAGCUGUCUUUGACCACCACAACUGGAUCCUCAUGGCGUCAAGCGAACUUAGUCUCAUUCUCAACAAUGCCAAUGCCAACCUGUACCCUGAGCCGCAGGCCAGCCUGUUGAGCAUGUGCAGACCACCGCAUCUCUCCGAGAUCACCUUCAACAGUAACGCCAACAGCGCAUUAGGCUCCUGGGACCAGGUGAACCCGCAGAUGUGGAGCAGGCAGAACGUUCUGGAGUGGAUCGGCUUUCACGUGGAGGAGAGCAGAUUCGAUGCCGGUUUGCUGAAUCUGAACUACUGCACCAUGGAUGGGCUCACACUUUGCGCAACAUCAAAGGAAGCACUGAUGAGCAUGUUCGGGCCGGAGUUGGGCAAUCUUCUUCACCACAGUCUGGAGAGCCUGAAGGCGAGAUAUGUUAAUGACCUGUCUGAGAACACAGUCCUGAGUGAAUCUGAAUUUGAACUACUGGACAACAUCCUGCAGAACUCAUUUCCCUCCAUGCAUGGACCAGGCCUUGGGCCUCUGCUGGAAACUGUGGUGGUCCAGUCUACAAUUCCAACAGACAAUUCAGACACUAAAUACAGCUACUUCGAUGAGUACACCAGCCAGCUGACCCCAGAGAGUGACCACGGCUACGACUCUCUCACAGAGAGCUUUCAGAGUUCUCAGGCUGGCAGCUUCCUGAACCCGAGCUCACCCGAGUCCAACAGCAGUGAUUCUGACCCCGAAUACUCAGAGACUCCUUACUCCAUCAGCUCCAAGAACUUUUCAAAACAAGAGCCAGAAAAGACCAAGAGAGGCAGAGGACGACCUCCCAAGCUCAGGGAUAGUGACGGAUUUGAUCACUUCAUUCAGUCCAAGAAAAGCAAACAUGCUCCAAGAGGAACCCACCUGUGGGAGUUUAUCCGGGACAUCCUGAUCCACCCGGAGCAGAACCAGGGUCUGAUGAAGUGGGAGGACCGCAGGGACGGCGUCUUCAAGUUCUUGAAGUCUGAAGCUGUUGCUCAGCUCUGGGGGCAGAAGAAGAAGAACAGCAGCAUGACCUACGAGAAGCUCAGCAGAGCCAUGAGGUAUUACUACAAGAGAGAGAUUCUGGAGAGAGUGGACGGACGGAGGCUUGUUUACAAGUUUGGAAAGAACUCCACUGGUUGGAGGAUAGAGGAGACCGGUUAUUAAAGUUGACCUGAUGGUAGGGGAUCGCUUUCAGGAAAAAUGUAGAGACUUUGGACUCCUGCUAAUGAGGAACUUUAAGCUAAGCUUGGAUGCUCUGAAGAUCCUCCCUUUAGAAACACACUCUUCCCAGAGGGAAAAGGUUUCACAGAAACUGUAAGCCAGUGUUUUGGCUAAAGUAGGUUUUAUGAACCGGUAAAAAGUGGCAAUUGUCUGGUUGUAAGGGCACGCAGGCGUAGCCUGGUUCAGAUAUUGCUACACCACUUCAAGAGUCUAUGUAAACAGCUGUUCUACGCAAUGUUAGUGAAUGUCAAGCUUUACGAAGGCUCUUGGUUUUGGAAAAUGAAGUUUGAUGUGUAUUUUUAAAGCUGAAUAACUGAAGUGUUGGCGACGUUCAGAUUAAUAUUUGCUCUACUGUAUAUAAAUGAACUAUAUAUUCUUCAUAAUAUUUGUCAAUCGUGUACAAAUCAGAUAUAUCAUAAAAGAUUAUUCCUAAUUUUUUCUGUGAUUUAAGUCACUGGAUGAUGUGUAUGAGGAUUCCCUCUAAGAUUGUAUGCUAUUGUAAGGCAUAUAUUUGCUGUUUUUUGUAUGACUUUUCUAAAUAAAAUAAAAUUUCAGAUUUAAAAACA